Molecule: messenger RNA, 1050 nt
Organism: Rhagoletis zephyria (snowberry fruit fly)
Lineage: Eukaryota; Metazoa; Arthropoda; Insecta; Diptera; Tephritidae
Product: attacin-B-like
Biological process (GO): defense response to bacterium
Cellular component (GO): extracellular region
Source: RefSeq, a predicted model, not a curated record
AAUGAUAAAAAAUAAAUCUUAAUUUUUCAUACCUUCUUUGCUAAACAAUUGAAAUGUAAAUACCCAACAAGAGAGCAAACUCAGCUUUGCUUUGCACUUGGGGGGGUUCCCUUAGCGCCUGCUGCAUGCGUAUGCAAUCACAACCCAUGAUAAGCGAGUUGCAACAGCAGGCUGUGUGUGCACAUAAAAAGCAAACAAACCACACAGUCAGAUCAUAUUUUAAAGAACACUUAAACAGCAAACAAGUGAUAGAAUAUCAUUGCCAACGAAUUCAAAAUGAAUUACUUAGCCGCUAUUGCACUCACUUUGGCGCUCUUCGGUGCCCUCAUCGAAGCAUAUCCCCAAUCGCUAGGCGGCUCGCUAAGCAGCAAUCCUCGUGGCGGCGCCGAUGCAAGAUUAGAAUUGGCGAAGGGCAUUGGCACACCGGAACACAAUGUGAUUGGCAAGGUAUUUGCUGCGGGCAAUACGAAUGGUGGACCAGUGGCCACCGGUGGCACUUUGGCAUAUAAUAAUCAUGGAUUGGGCGCCGCUAUUUCGAAAACGCACAUACCCGGUGUACGUGAUACUUUCACACAGAGCGUCAAUGCUAAUAUUUUUAAUAAUGGCCGACACAGCGUGGAUGCGAAUGCUUUCAAAUCACAGAAUACCCUUGCCAAUGGUUUCAAGUUCGAUCGCAAUGGUGCCGGUUUGGAGUACUCACACAGCAAUGGACAUGGCGCCAGUCUGACGCAUAGCACUAUUCCCAACUUUGGUAGACAAUUGGAAUUGGGUGGCAGAGCGAAUUUGUGGUCGUCGCCCGAUCGUAAUACGCGCUUAGAUUUAACUGGCAGCGGCUCGAAGUGGCUGAGUGGACCGUUGAGUGGACAAAAGGAUUUUAGUGCUGGCGUUGGACUGACGCAUUUGUUCGGUUGAGAAGUAUGCUGAGGGAUAGAUGGUGUGGAGGGAAGCGGUAGAAAAAAAUUAAAUUUAUGAAGUUAUUUAAAUAGUUAAUUUAUUGAGAAAAGAAUGAUGUAUUGCUGAAAAAUGUGCAAAAAAUUAUACGAGUAUAUU